This is a messenger RNA of Guyanagaster necrorhizus, 564 nucleotides long. RefSeq lists its product as uncharacterized. Gene Ontology annotation, biological process: DNA synthesis involved in DNA repair; DNA-templated DNA replication. Gene Ontology annotation, cellular component: delta DNA polymerase complex. The record is from RefSeq and is a predicted model, not a curated record. Lineage: Eukaryota; Fungi; Basidiomycota; Agaricomycetes; Agaricales; Physalacriaceae. The transcript is spliced from 5 exons. Bases 1 to 564 code for a protein of 187 amino acids. Gene Ontology annotation, molecular function: DNA-directed DNA polymerase activity.
AUGCCUAGAUCCAAAUCUGCAUCUAAUCUUCGCCAGCAGAGACUGAACUUCUCCGCUUCGAAGCGUACUUGUAGCUCUGGAAGCAAAAAACCUAAUGGCACUCCAAUCCUUUCAAAUCCUGUAAUGCUUGACUCGGACAACGAUAUUGACUUAUCGUCUUCGGAGGAUGGAGAUGAACAAGUUCAAGUUGUACGUUCUCCUCACAAAGACAAACAGGCUGUCGCGGGGUCAGGUAUCAAGAAUAAAGGGAAAGGGAAAGCUGAUGAAAUGGGCCUCGUAGAAAGGGAUCCCAAGUGGAGGUCUAUCUACAACGCAUAUAAGAAGAAGAGUGACGUUGUCGAACUGAUCCAUGGCGAGGAUCAAGACAAAUUCCACGAGAUACUUCGGGUUUUUGAUCUUUCGUACGAGUACGGUCCCUGUAUUGGUGUCACAAGGUUGGAGCGCUGGGAAAGGGCUGCCAAAAUGGGCCUCAACCCUCCCCCCGAGAUUCAUGACAUUUUGACGACUCGGCAAGGAAGGCAAAGUUCCGAUUAUGCGCAGAAUGUCUUCCAUGGUCAGGUGUGA